AUGUUCGCUCUCUGGUAUUUAUACUACGGCUACAAGGAGCUGAGGGUAGUCGCUGAACAGAGGGGUGGAAAUGUGCCUGGUUCGAGUGCACCGACUCCAGUUCUAUUCCAAAAAGAGCCGCCAAUGCCCGCCCCACCGGCACAGCCGGUUAUCAGACCUCCACCGCCAGACGUGAAGCCUGCACCUCCACCUCCAGAUGUAAAGCCUGCACCUCCACCCGUGGUGAAGCCUGCACCCCCACCCGAACCUAAACGACAGUUCACCCCUGGACCGCCCCCACAAGCACCGACGCCAUCACCCCCUGCACAGCCGCCCCCACAACCCAAGCCGCAGCCCGCCAAGCCCAUCGACAUUCAACGACCCAGGAUCCCCCAACAGUCCCCGGAAGACCGCCUUAUGAGACCCGAUAACCGCCCCGACCCCCCGUCCUGGAACCCGGUCCCCACCAAUCCUGAAGACCAGCUGAUGAACCCUGAGGUGUACCAGAGGAGGACGUGCGGUGUGCCAGACAAUAGUGAGAUUGUUGGCACGCCUGAGACCACCCCCUACACGGUACUCGGGCAGUGUACGCUUACAGUACACCGAGUACUGCUGCACUGA
Homalodisca vitripennis (glassy-winged sharpshooter) is the source of this 600-nucleotide messenger RNA. Its product is annotated as alpha carbonic anhydrase 8-like. The transcript is spliced from 3 exons. The record is from RefSeq and is a predicted model, not a curated record. NCBI's taxonomy places the organism in Eukaryota, Metazoa, Arthropoda, Insecta, Hemiptera, Cicadellidae. Bases 1 to 600 code for a protein of 199 amino acids.